Molecule: messenger RNA, 5313 nt
Organism: Dermacentor silvarum
Lineage: Eukaryota; Metazoa; Arthropoda; Arachnida; Ixodida; Ixodidae
Product: nudC domain-containing protein 3
Exons: 8
Coding region: 28-1134 (368 amino acids)
Biological process (GO): protein folding
Cellular component (GO): cytoplasm
Source: RefSeq, a predicted model, not a curated record
CGUUCGAUUGAAAAAAGCAGACGAGCCAUGGAUGCCUCCCGCCGGGGCAUUUAUGACGCUGCCCUGAUGGGCAUCUUGUCCAACGAAGGCCAAAUAUAUCCGUUCCUGGAUGCCAUCUUCGAUUUCCUCUAUCGCCGUACUGACUUCUACAGAAUCAAGUCCUCUCCAUCCGACAAGCUUGGAUUUUCUCCAGGCGUCGCAAGGCGCAUAGUGAGAGCUGCUUUCGAGUCGUACAACAAGCUUGCAAAUGAGGCGCAAAAGAAGGCAAGCCCUCCUGCCCCGGUCAUAACCCAGCCUGAAGAGUUGCUCCAAAUAGGGACCGAGGUUGAAGUCGAGACUACUACCUCGGACGAUACGGUUGAAUCAACUACGAGUGAGAGUGUGGCAGCCGAACCGGUGGAGACAAUCGCCGCCGCUGCAAAGUCGAAGUCCCAGUGCUCGCAGAAGGGAGACGCUGACAACGUCGAGCCCACCAAAGACGACAAAGCGGAUGGCCCUAGCGUUAGCGCCCCAAAAGCAGGCGACGAGAAUGGUGAUCCUGACUAUGAUCCUGUGCAGGCCAAGUUUCAGAGCCAUCCCGAGAGCUACAAUGGUGCCAUGCGUGACAACUACUGCUGGAGUCAGAGCAUUCGAGACCUCGACGUCCGAGUCAAGGUUGGCCCCGACGUGACAUCACGAAACCAGGUCCGAGUGACCAUCAACACCAACCACCUCAAGGUGGAGCUGCUGGACCUCGCGACAAAGACGUGGGCGGUGCACGUAGACGACGACCUGCACUCCCGCAUCAAACUCGACGAGUCCAUCUGGACUCUGGUGCCCGGCGACCACGUACUGGUGAACCUGGAGAAGGCCACCGAGUUGUGGUGGGACCGACUGCUCGUGAACGAGCCCAAGAUCAACAUUCGUGCCAUCGACCCGACCAAGCCCUUCGAGGACCUGGACCCAGAGUCCCAGGCCAAAAUCCAGGAGCUGACGUACAACAACCUGCUCAAGCAGGCUGGACGCAAGACUCCCCAGGAAGAGAAAGUGGAGAACCUGCUUCGCGAAGCUUGGGACAAGGACGGUUCGCCGUUCAAGGGGCAGCCCUUCGACCCCAGCAUUGUGAACCUGAGCGGGUGCAACAGCGACAUCUGACAACUUCUCUUCAUUUGUGUCACCAUCCUUCAAGUUCCUCUUCUUGUCUGGAGCACUACACUUCAACGGCGUGUGUGUCUGUGUGCGUUUGUGUGCGCGGUAUUCAUGACGACUGCAACACGCAGCGUUGGCUGAGUGGCUCAUGGUGAAGUGUCUCUUGCAUGCCGAAACUUUGAUGGCAUCUGACCUGCUACUCGUGAAGAACUGACCUUUGCCCUCGCCUGACAAGAACCGUAUGCGACCUCCGCACAGUGCUCGUGAUCUCAGUGACAUUGCGGUACUUUACCUGAAACCCCACCAGCACCAAAAAGAGGCUUUGAGAGGAGCUGCGUUGCUCCUUUGCAAUCUUACAAACUUAGCACACUAGCUCCUCCAGUCUUUCUCAAGUGUGUGUGGUCCACACAUUUAAGGUGUUGGAAAGAAUGACUCCUUGCGACUGCAACUAGUCCUCACAGUGAUGGCUGUUGUUCUUCGAAGACAAAAUUAUUGUUGUUCUUAAAAGCCUGAACAGCGUUUCGAACUUUAAUGUGCGCCAGAGUGAUUUAGCAGGGAUGCUGCUUCUGAACUUUCACCCUGUUUUGCAAGUUUUGGACACCUCUGGAAAGAGCAAGGCGCACUGGCCAGCUCAUGCAGUACAAAGUAGCUGCAUUUCUGACAGGGUCUGCUGCUGUCAAUGUGGGAAAAAUGUGUGAGACAGCGUUAGCGUGGCACGAAUUUCAGUAGUCGGAAGUGCUGUGCACUUUUGCAGUUGUCAUGAGAGGUACCAGCGGUUUCUAUUCGACUCCUGUGCUUACGGUAGUUCUGUGCCUCAGUUGACAAAGCUACUAGUGGCCGAAGUCGCAGUGUUUCUGCCUUUGUAGCUACCAGAGUGCGAGGAAUAAAGCAUGGCCCACACCUCCACUCCACAUGUGAUCAAGAAAAUUCUGUGCAUCUGCAUUGUCAUGCUGGGGCGGUGUUCUGAAUCUAUCACUUUCGAGGAUACGAUCACUCUUGCUAGCCAUCACUUGGCUGAUAUCUCAAGAUCAUUUGGCUCAGUACAGGAUGCAUCGGCGUCUAUAAGCAACAGCGUUUCUUGCAUAGCGUCUCUUGCAUAGUGCCAGGACUGCUGUUGCCCACCAAUGCCAAUGCCUCAGGUGUCAAGUCAUGCGAAAUCUCUUGGAAAGUGAUCACAUCCGUGAAAGUGAUUGUUCAAGAAUACAUACCUGCCGAAUCUCCUGGAUUAUCUGGGAGACUCCCGGAUUUCGACCAUUUCUUCUGGUUGUACGGUUGGUAGGAAAAUCUCCCGGAAAUUGCAGUUGUUCCCCAUUUUCAUUCAUAUCCAGCACUUUGUCUGGCCGCAUUGGAAACAAAAUCCAUGCAACCCAAUCCAAUCCAGUUGGAAGUUCAUGGCGCAUAGCAUUGUUAAGAAAAAAGUAGGGAAACCCUGCAUGCGUUAUUUCGUUAACCGCAGCGCCGCUCUUUAUGCUGAUGGGGUUCUUGGGUGCCCCAGUGGCCUUAGUCUCAUUCAGCAAAUGGAGAAAGACAUUUGAAGUUAAAAUAGCCUAUUUGAGAAAUACUUUGCCGCAAAAAGUGCUUCAGUGCGUUCCGUAGAAGCGGAGUUAUUGGCAAUCAAACACUGCUUUCGCGGUGCUUCCGCUCCUUCUUCAAUGCCUUGCAGCUAGCGAGCGAAUGCCGUGUUCCGCAACUAGCAACACUAGACUCUCCAUCGUUCUCCUUGGUGUCAGCCACUUUGGUGUUGCGUAGGCCUACUGUCAGUCGUGGCUUAAAGCAAAGAGUACGAGCGUGAAAAGUAUCUUCCAAGUAUUCUUUAAAGUAGCCCUCAAUGUAAGUGACGCUGAGUGAUGCUAGGUAUACCACAGAGCAAUGCAGAGCGUGAGCGGCAAUUUAGCAUCGUGAAAAAGACUAGAACACAGUUCCGCUCAUCUAUGUGUGAUGAGACGCUGCGAAAUGUCUUCCUCGGAAAAUGUCAAAAGAAAUGUAAUUCGCUACAACCAAACAUACUCUGAAUAAAUCUUGAAGACCCGCCGCGAUUUUCUUAGGGGAUUUGGCGUUGCGCUGUUAAGCACCCGACCAACACACCUCCCCCCUGGUCAAAAGUCUUCCAGAUUUGAUUUGUCCGAACUUAGCAAGUAUGGGCACACCAUUCCAGGUUUUAGCUUACUAAUACAAGGUGAGAAAUUUUUUCACUAUGCUUUCUGUGCUAUACUGUACAUGUUGUACCACUUAUGUAAUUUUUUUUUCUUUAGUACAAACACUUUUUUAAAUAGCGCUUGGAGCGCACAGUGCUUGUCUCAGAAUGCGCCCUAGAGUGAAUAAGGGAGAAGUUAGUUUUGAAUCUGUUAAACUAGCUACCUGAACUUCGGUAUUUAUUAUGCAAUUCAUUUCUGCCUCUUCCAGAAACCUACCCAAAGAGGUGGAAGCUAGUAGACAGCUAUGCAAAGUAUGGAUAGUAGUUUUAUCGGCCGUAUAAACUUGUAAACAUUCGCUUACUAACUAGAUUAACAAGCAUGGCUUCACGCGCGCACAAGCAAACAUGAACACAUCUCGCUUGACGACCGGGCGCACUUGCUGUCAAAACGCUGGAGUGAGGAAGCGCGGCUGCAGCAGCGAGCAAAUUGACCUUUGUGCUGCCUCUCAAAUCUAUAUACAGUCAAGCUUCUAUGUAAGAUUAAGACUGGGCUAGUUUGGUUGGAUGCAUGGUUACAAACAAAACUCGGCACUAAGACAAGGGAUGAAGAAAGAAGCGCAAGCAUUGAUGUGCUUUUUUCACCCCUUGCCAUAGCACCGAGUUCUGUUUGUAAUUCUGUAUAACAGUUGCAUCUGGCAUGAAUAUACCUUCAUUAUAUCUGACAUUCGUUAUAACAUUUGUUACUUGUUGAAUAUUGUUGAGAAAAUGUUUAUAUUUACUUCAUUAUAGUCUUUUUUAUUAUUAGCUUGGGUUGCCACGUGGUGUAUGUUCAUUAUAAAGUGAAACCUUGUUAUAACGAACACAGAUAUAAUUAUCAGAUAUAAAGAAAUAAGCAAUUAAAUGUUCGGUUGGUUAUAUUCAAUGGAUUAUUCUUUUGCUAUAGCAAAAUUGAAAAUUUGGGAUCUGACUCGGUAUCAGUAUUGCUCUCAUGAGCCUCAAAAUAUAUAUUAUGGUACCCAAAUUGCUAAUACAGUUGCAGACCAACUGCCAAGACACCGGAUCUUUCGGACCUGCGUGAUUAUUCAGACAUUCCUGUGGCACAGCUACCUACCAAUGUAUAACGGCAAUAAGAAAUUUAAGACGCCACACAAUGUUUCGGGCGUUAACUGCGCACUAACUGCGCGCUCGAUGGCGCAGACGUGGUGGCCAUGUCAACUACUCGCAGACUUUUUUGGGCAAUCAUGUAUGAAGCGAAAGCUAUGGAGGCAGAGCUUGUGCACAGUUACUGUAUUCGUGUGCAAUGUAGUAUGGGCGAGGCAUGAAUCAAUGCCGAGUUCAGGACAGCGUGCAACGCAGCACUCGUCGGAGCCCCGAAGCGGGCUUAUGACCUCGGCGUCAAUUAGGACUUGGACGCACAACUGACACUGGCGUGGUUACUGCAGUGCUUAGUUUCCAGAUUUCUUCUUUCUCCCCUGAAUGGACAUUUUAGUAAUGUCUAAAACUCUAGCUGCGCAUCUAUUCAUGUUCCUCGGCCACUUUUCGAAGCAGAUGCUUCGUCGAUCCUCCCACACUUUGAAGGACUCUCUGUACUGUCUCCGUUUUUAGAUUUUUUCCAAGCUCACGUAAACCGUCUCCCAAAAGCCCUUUCAUUACUCUCCAAGCCCAGAUUGCACUGUCAUGUGUGUGACAAUGGCCGUAAAUGUAAGUGAACAACACCCAUGACCUCCUGAGCAGCAGAGGUGCUUGCAAUUGCCAUUCAAUGAUGCUUUAUUGUCCAUCAAGCGAUCAUCAGUGGGGCAGUGCAAAGCUGCCGGCCACCAUGCGGGCCGAUUAUUGUUUGAAUCGCUUAGCACUGUACAUGUGAUCUCCACAACGUUUUCUAUCUCUCCCUUUCAUUUCUCGUUGAGUGGCACAUUUCUCGUGGCAGUAUCGCAUUUUACAUUUCACGGAGAUCCGAGACUUAGCGUUGCUGCCGACAUAUUUGCACGUAGCAGGCAUGUGACCUGGGAGGCGACGGUUUUGACAUCGUCUUUGCUGACAAAGCAUAAUAA